CCUGCCCGGACUCGCCACCAACGGACCACCCCCGUGCCCGCCGACUCGCCCCCCCGCCAGAAAACAGCAGUCGGAGAACCAUGGAACGGUGACCCUCCCUGAGACCAUGGAGACCCUUGACGACGGCACCCUGAUCGCCGGGGAGGGACUGCCCAACGGGUACCUGAACCGACUCUUCCGACCCCAUACCGAGUCGGAAGGGGACGCGGGGAGCCCGGAUCCCACCGAGCCCGGCGAUGUGGGCCGGAAGGAGGAGGAGGAGGCGGGGGGCCGCUUCAAGAAGAAAGCGAAGGGCCGCCGGAUCUGGAGCCUGGUCAGCCGCAGGCGAGGCUCGGCCAGCCAGGCCAGGAGGCCCCAGUCCAUGAUCUUCCUGGGAGAGGGCGGCCGGGCGGCGGCGGAGGUGAAAUCCAAAGUGACCUUCAUGGAUCGGGUCAAAUCGAUCAAGCGCUUGCGUGUGUCGGCCGGCCCGUCCAGGGGCUCCGCGGGGGGAGGCGGGCGAGGCCGGGGGCUGGGAGACCCCCCGGGGGAGCCGGAGGACGGCUCCGGGCCGCUGAGGGCCGUGUACAGGAUCAGAAGACUGGCCGACGGGCAGAAGCCCUUCCGCCACUCGUUCGCCGGCUACACGGAGGAACUGGAUUCCUGCUGCGAGGACGUGGAGCUGAGCGUCGGGGGACCCGCGGCCUGGGACGCCGGGGUGAUCGGAGCGGCCGCGCUUCGGGAGGACGGGGACGAGGGCCCGGGGCCGACGGGCCCGGAGAGGCCCCGCGCCGGCAGAGCGGGGGUCGCGGACGGCCGGAAGCGGUGCCAGACGCUCCCGCAGGACAACCGGCGGGGCAGGAGCGCCGACGUCUGGAGUUACCUGAAGGGCAUCUCGCUGGCCGGCCGAGAUGGCGCCAGGGCCGCGGAGGACCCGGGACCGGAGACCCCCCUCCGGGCCGGCGGAGAGCCCCCGGGGAGACCGCCUCCAUCCCCAGACGCGGACCUGGCCGGGGAGGAGGCCUUGGGCCGGCCCAAGAAGUCGGGCCCCAAGGCGGCACCUUUCGGGGGCGUGGUCAGGUUCCUCAGCAGCGUGGCGGAGGCGGCUCGCAAGUUACGGGGACCCUCGAGGACAGACGCCCGCGACCGGCCCCGGAGCCCCGGCCCCGGAGGGCAGCGGCAGCCGGAGGGCCCGGACCACCCCCUGGUCAUUGAGAACCUCAGCGCGCGGGCCUCCUUCUCUUCCGGGCCAGGCUUUGCCGUUCCCGACGCGGGGGUCUGGGACACCCCUGAGAGCACCCCCAGAGCAGCCCACCCCUCCGAGUCGGGCAGUGAGACCGGAGGCUCCGGGGAGUCCCCCCCGCCCCCUCACCGGCCUGGGCCCCACGCUGCCUCCGUCCCCGACCUCACGGAUGCCCCUCCGGAGGACCCUGAUCCCCCGACCUCGGGCGGCUCCCCCCCGCCCAGCCCGAUGCUCUCCCGGGACUCGGAUGGGGAUCCGGUGGUCUUGACCCCCCUGCCAGGGGGCGGGCGUCGCGGCGAGCCCCCCGAGCCAGGCGGGGGAGAGGGGCCGGCGGGGCGGGAGUCGGGCGGGCCGGGCCUGGACCGGGAGGGCUCCUGUGACCACGGAGAUGACGAAUGA
Messenger RNA from Ornithorhynchus anatinus (platypus), 1618 nucleotides. Its product is annotated as collagen alpha-1(I) chain-like. The transcript has 3 exons. The coding region runs from base 107 to 1618 and encodes 503 amino acids. NCBI's taxonomy places the organism in Eukaryota, Metazoa, Chordata, Mammalia, Monotremata, Ornithorhynchidae. The record is from RefSeq and is a predicted model, not a curated record.